UUUCUUUUUGUGUAGUGAUUGUCACUUUAAGACGUUGUGCGGCUUGAAGUAUUUAUAUCCCAUUUACGACGAGCCGUGAACCGUUUUCUGGGGUAGCCUUCUCUCCCGGGAAUUCCUGACCAACAAGGAAGUCCUCUAGGUGGCGGGUACGUCGCCCUUAAUUGACCGGAUCGAUACAUACAGAGCAAGUUGGCAAUUAUUCAACGCUGUCAGAUUGUUCCGGACGGCAUAAAUUUCCUUCCUGGGACCUGACAAGGACCUAGGGUCAGUCUCUGGGGUCAAGGAGAAUUUGGACCAGCUUACGUCACGAAGAUUUAUGCUUAGAAACGAUGUCAAAGAUCGGCAAUGGCGACUCGGAACUUAAGCGGCGGUUCCAGAAGAUGGAUGACCAGAUCGGGAAGGGAUCUUUUGGGCGCGUCUAUAAAGGCUUGGAUCUGGACACCCAGGAGAUUGUAGCAAUAAAAAUCAUCGACUUAGAGGAGGCGGAGGACGAAAUCGACGACAUCCAGCAGGAGAUGAGGAUUCUGGGGCAGUGUGACUCCCCCUACGUCACCAAAUAUUAUGGGUCAUUUGUACAGGGAUUUAAGUUGUGGAUCAUCAUGGAAUAUUUAGGGGGAGGUUCUGCCCAGGAUAUUAUUAAAAUGGCACCGUUUUCUGAGCGGGACAUUGCAGUAAUACUGAGAGAAAUAUUAAAGGGAAUGGAUUAUCUUCACAGCGAGCGAAAAGUUCAUCGAGACAUAAAAGCUGCCAACAUCUUGCUGUCCCAUAGGGGUGACGUCAAACUAGCUGACUUUGGGGUGGCGGGUCAGCUGUCAACAAUAGGGAAGGCGGAGACAUUCGUAGGCACGCCCUACUGGAUGGCUCCCGAAAUAAUCCGAGGACAAAAAUACGACACAAAGGCAGAUAUUUGGAGUCUCGGUAUAACUGCUAUAGAAUUAGCCAACGGGGAACCGCCUUACGCCGAUGUCGACCCGCGAAAAAUUAUAUUUCAAAUUCCAAAGAAAGACCCCCCUCAACUGACGGGCAACUUUACCCAAGGGUUCAAAGACUUCGUUAAGGACUGUUUAAACAAGGACCCAAAGGAUAGGCCCACGGCACGUGACCUCCUGACCUAUGGUUUUGUGAGGCGCGCCCGGAAGACAAACAGCCUGCAAGAUGUAGUAGAUCGCUUUGCGGAAUGGAAGCUCCACCGACCGCCGUCAGACAACGAUUCCGAUGACGAGGACACAAGUGAGAGAUUAGAUGAUACAGACGCCGUGGAUUACUGGAACAACACGGUGAAAAACCUCGAGGAAUUUGUACAGGAACACCCGUAUGACACUGUUCGUGAAGACCAAUUUGAAACGUUAAGAAUAAAAAAUCCAGCAGAGGACGCUAGUGUUGUUUUACCCAGCAUGCAACAGGAAAAUUCACGCGUCAAAAUUCCUGCAGAGGAAAGGUUGUCAGGGAACUAUGAAGAAUAUAACUAUGCCGUCGUUAAUAAGACUUCAAACCCGACUAAAAAUAAGAUCUCAGAGAAAACUAAUACAAACAAGGAAACAGAAAACAGUGUAUUAAAUGGCACAGACACAGAAAUCAGGAGUACCCCUAAGAAAUAUGAGGAAGACAUUGAUAGUGAUCCGGACUAUGAAAACGUUGAAGACAUAAUGUACACUGAUCGAGAUAUCACCGACGGACUACAAUCAUCCAAUAAUCAUAUCUUCCCUCAAUCAUCUAGUACUCUCUCAAUAACUGUGAUACCAUUACUAACGAGACUUAAGCUUCUCUAUAAAGAAGAUUACGAAGAACGAGGCCAAUCAGCGGAGCCGACACAGAUUGUGGAAGAGUUGUUAAAUGCAUUUCAAUUGGCGGAGACGUCAUGUCCGGGAUUGACAGAUGAGUUUGUUAGUGGUAUAGUGGAAAUUCUUACAAAGCCAACGCAGGGGGCGCUGGAGAUUAAGCGGGCUUUGGAGAAAGUCAGAAGGUAGCUGCUGGCUGACUGUAAACAUUAGAAUGCGCAUGCGUGAAUCCAGUCCUUCGUAGCCAUCCGACCAACUCCGUUAAUAAAAUGAGUUUUGUUGGACAUUUUUAAGAGGAAUGAAAAGAAAAACAUCUUUAUUUUUCCAUUGUUAUGGCAAUUUUGCUUAAAUAAGAUUGACGUUAUAACUUUGUUUCUUGUUGUGUUCUGUUUAAAAGUGUUUAUUAAAGAGAAUUUUUGCUAC
Messenger RNA from Saccostrea echinata, 2201 nucleotides. RefSeq names its product serine/threonine-protein kinase 26-like. NCBI's taxonomy places the organism in Eukaryota, Metazoa, Mollusca, Bivalvia, Ostreida, Ostreidae. The transcript has 10 exons. Gene Ontology annotation, molecular function: protein kinase activity; ATP binding. Gene Ontology annotation, biological process: protein phosphorylation. The record is from RefSeq and is a predicted model, not a curated record. The coding region runs from base 330 to 1967 and encodes 545 amino acids.